Sebastes umbrosus (honeycomb rockfish) is the source of this 3716-nucleotide messenger RNA. RefSeq names its product mannosidase, alpha, class 2C, member 1 (gene man2c1). Lineage: Eukaryota; Metazoa; Chordata; Actinopteri; Perciformes; Sebastidae. The record is from RefSeq and is a predicted model, not a curated record. Gene Ontology annotation, biological process: mannose metabolic process; oligosaccharide catabolic process. Gene Ontology annotation, molecular function: carbohydrate binding; alpha-mannosidase activity. Bases 79 to 3147 code for a protein of 1022 amino acids. The transcript has 26 exons.
UCUCUGCAGAUUUGAUCCUAUGAUCCGUGAUUGGAGUAUUGUCUGCUGGCUGCAGACGUGUUGCAUGUUGGCAUCGUGAUGUAUCACCAGCCUGUGCUGAAGAACAGGCGCACUCUCCUCGAGAGAGCAGAGAAAUUCACCUCUGAUAUUUAUUUCACAGACUGCAACCUGAGAGGACGACUCUAUGGAGACUCUUGCCCGCUGGAGUCCCUCGCCUCCUUCUUGUCCUCUAAACGGAUCACAUUCACAGAGGCCUCCGGGCAGACCUUUGCACCCUAUAAAGUGGGUGAUACCUUUGGACCCACGUGGUGGACCUGCUGGUUUAAAGUGACCCUGAACAUCCCCGAGUCCUGGAGAGGGAAAGAGGUUCAUCUUCACUGGGAAAGUGAUGGAGAGGCGAUGGUUUGGAGAGAUGAGCAGCCAGUUCAGGGCCUGACUAAAGAGGGUGAAAAGACGAGUUACAUCCUGUCUGACUGUCUGAAAGAUGAGGAGCCGCACAGUGUCACUCUUUACGUGGAAAUGGCCUGUAAUGGGCUUUUUGGAGCUGGUGGAGGGUCCAUGAUCGCAGCCCCUGAUCCAAACAGGAAGUUUUCUGUCCAGAAGGCUGAGCUGGUGGUAUUUAACCGUGAUGUACGGGAGCUGCUGACUGAUUUUGAGAUGCUGAUCGACAUCGUCAAGGAACUGGGAGAGGGAGAGCAACGAGGCUACCAGGCGCUCUUCGCCGUCAAUGAGAUGGUGAACCUCUGCGACCCCUCUGAUCCCAGGUCUUUCUCCGGAGCUCGCAGUCUGGCUCGCACCUUCUUCAGCCAGCGGAACGGGGAAAGCCAGCACACUGCUCAUGCCAUGGGUCACUGCCACAUAGACUCAGCUUGGCUGUGGCCCUACGAAGAGACCAUUCGCAAAUGUGGCCGAAGCUGGGUGACAGUGAUCCGUCUAAUGGAGAAGAACCCAGAGUUUGUUUUUACCUGCUCUCAGGCCCAGCAGUUCCAGUGGGUAAAGAGCUGGUACCCGGGACUCUUCUCCCAGAUUCAGCAUUACGUUAAGAAAGGCCAGUUCAUUCCAGUCGGGGGAACGUGGGUGGAAAUGGAUGGCAAUCUGCCUUCAGGUGAGUCCAUGGUGCGGCAGUUCCUGGAAGGCCAACGCUUCUUUAACCGCGAGUUUGGGAUCCAUUGCAAAGAGUUCUGGCUUCCAGAUACGUUCGGCUACUCUGCCCAACUUCCCCAAAUAAUGCAGGGAUCGGGCAUUUCCAAUUUCUUGACACAGAAGCUGAGCUGGAACCUGGUCAACACCUUUCCUCACAACACAUUUUUCUGGGAAGGUCUGGAUGGCACCAAGGUUUUAACCCACUUCCCACCAGGAAAUUCCUAUGAAAUGAAGGGCAAGGUUGAAGAACUGGUGAAAUCAGUGAAGAAUAACAAGGACAAAGGCAGAGCGAACCACAGUGCAGUGUUGUUUGGUUUCGGCGAUGGCGGCGGCGGACCCACACAGCUGAUGCUGGACAGACUGCACCGGGUCCAGGACACAGAUGGACUUCCCAAAGUCCAGACAUCCAGUCCCGACCAGCUCUUCUCCCAGCUUCAGGCUGACUCAGCUCUGCUUUGUACCUGGACCGGAGAGCUCUUCCUUGAGCUGCACAACGGCAGCUACACGACACAGGCUCAGAUUAAACGAGGGAACCGGCAGUGUGAGGCGCUGCUUCAUGACAUUGAGAUCGCUGGCAGCUUGGCGCUGUGUCGGAACAAGACUUUUCAGUAUCCUGUGGAAAAGCUGCAGCAGCUCUGGAGGCUGCUGCUUCUAAACCAGUUCCAUGACGUGAUCCCCGGCAGCUGUAUAGAGAUGGUUGUGGAGGAUGCACUCCGAUACUAUGAAGAUAUCCGCAGUGAUGGUGCUGCACUGCUGCGUGAUGCCUGUGGGGCUUUGGGGCCAAAAGGCAACUCCACUGGCGUGUUCAACUCCCUGCCAUGGGAGCGCCAUGAAGUCAUCCAGAUUCAAGAUGGAGCUGGUAAACCUGGUCUGGCUCUGGUGAAGGCUCCCAGCAUCGGUUUGUCCCACGUCAAAGACAUACAGCCAGCGGCUCCAGUCUCUGUCACUGUUCAAGCCGACGGCACUGUCCUCAUGGAGAACGGGAUUUUACAGGCUGUCGUAAACAAAGAUGGCACAUUGGCGUCACUGCAUUUGAUCAAUGCCAACAGAGAGGCCAUCUCUGACAGCUGUCAUGGGAACCAGUUUGUCAUGUUUGAUGAUGUCCCUCUGUACUGGGACGCCUGGGAUGUAAUGGACUACCAUCUGCAGACAAGGAAACCGGUUCUGGAGGUGGUGCAGCCUCUUCGCGUGGAGUCCUCAGGUGGGCUCCGAGGCAGCGUCAGCUUCACCCUCAGGAUCAGUGAUAAGAGCACCAUCACACAGGAGAUCGUCAUGGACGCCAUGUGUCCUUACAUCAAAUUCAACACAGAGGUGAAGUGGGCAGAGUCACACAAGUUUCUCAAGGUGGAAUUCCCCGUGCGAGUACACAGCCCUAAUGCUACAUAUGAGAUCCAGUUUGGCCAUCUGCAGAGACCCACACACAGGAACACUUCAUGGGACUGGGCCAGAUUUGAGGUUUGGGGUCACAAAUGGGCCGAUUUGUCGGAGCACAACUUUGGGGUUGCGCUGCUGAAUGACUGCAAAUACGGCUACUCCGUCCACAAGAACACUAUGACGCUGUCCCUACUGAGAGCACCCAAGGCACCAGAUGUCAACGCUGACAUGGGGACGCAUCAUUUCACCUAUGCAAUCAUGCCACACACAGGAUCCUUCCAGGAUGCCUCCGUCAUCCAGUGUGCCUACAACCUCAACUUCCCUCUGAGGUCAAUCCAGUGCGCUCCCGACACUGAGCCCUGGAGUGCUUUUUCCGUCAGCACUGCAGCCGUCAUCCUUGAGACCAUUAAACAGGCUGAGGACAGGAAGGGGGCACUGGUAGUCCGGCUCUAUGAGUCACAUGGGAGCAGCGUGACCGCAACUCUCUGCACCUCCCUUCCGGUCAGGGAAGCCUGGCAUUGUGAUCUCUUGGAGAGACGAGACUCCGACCAGCCGGCAACCAUUACGUCAGAGGGAAUUACUCUGAACUUCAGACCCUUUCAGAUUGUGUCGCUUCUCCUCAUCUUGUAAAAGAAGCAGCUUUUUACCAAAACUCAGGGUAGUCACAAAUUCUAAAUGCUAUAAAAUAAGGCUACAACGUGGGGACGAAUGAUUAAUUGGUCAAUUAUUUUCUCAAUUAAUCGAUUAGUUGUUUGGUCUAUAAAAUAUCAGAAAAUAGUGAAAAAUGUCAAUCAGUGUUUCCCAAAGCCCAAGAUGACGUCCUCAAAUGUCUUGUUUUGUCCACAAUUCAAAGAUAUUCAGUUUACUGUCACAUAGGAGAAAAGAAACCAGAAGCUGAAUCAGAGAAUUUUGACUUUUUCAUUCUUAAAUUACUUAAACCGAUUAAUCGAUUAUCAAAAUAGUUGGCGAUUAAUUUAAUAGUUGACAACUAAUCGAUCAAUCGUUGAAGCUCUACAAAAAAAUGGAUCAUCUGGUGCUGCAGUUUAUCAGGAGACUUCAAAUGGAGGACAUCUUUUUGAGCUACUCAUGGAUGACAAUCUGACAAAAAUAACGUGAUUACUUUUACAUCAAAUCACAAAAAAUGUUUCAGAUCUUUUGUAGAAACAUGUUUUAUUAAAAACUAUUUAAAAAUAUAAAAA